Molecule: messenger RNA, 3775 nt
Organism: Zootermopsis nevadensis
Lineage: Eukaryota; Metazoa; Arthropoda; Insecta; Blattodea; Termopsidae
Product: ipis-1
Molecular function (GO): serine-type endopeptidase inhibitor activity
Source: RefSeq, a predicted model, not a curated record
GGCAGAGCCACUACCUCGCUCACACAAGAACCUGACGACAACCCUGAAACAGCGCGGGCAAUGGGAACUGCAGUUACAGGAAUAUUGGCAGCGUUGCUGCUAACCUCCACCCUCGCACUACCCCCCAAGAGGUUACGUCGCAACACGGCAGCAGAUACAAGUAAUUUUGUUGGAGAAGGAACAAAUGAUCUGGCUACAGCAAUUUUGCAGGGGUACGUGGAUACGGAGUCGAACCUGGCCUUCUCGCCCUUAGGAUACGCAGCUCUGCUCGCUAUCAUGGCAGAGGGCGCGCGUGGAGAUACGAAGGAACAGCUUGACAACGCCCUCCAUCUCCCUAAGGACCCUCAGGUUACUAGAAUCGCCUACAACACCGUACUGAAGCGUCUCAAAGUUAAGGACUCGGUAAACCAUCCUGAGUUUCGGAACUGGUUCUACGUGUACAAGAACUUUACCGUAGAAUCUGAUUACAAGACCAUCAUUCAGGAGAACUAUCUUACGGAACUUAAGGAUGUGGACCGUGAUGACUCGGUGGUUCCCGAAAAGUUGACAAAUGAUUCAAUGACACCCGAAAAUUCGGCGGCUGAUUCAAUGAUUCCGGAAAAGUCGGUAGAUGAAUCAGUAAUCCCUGAAAAGUUAGAAGGUUCCAGCGUGUCUGAAACAACAGAGGUAACAGUGGUAUCAGAUAAAACUACUGACGAUGAUAACAUUACAGAGAAAAUAGAAGAUCCAAUGCCCAGCGCUGAGUCAGAGGAAAUUAUGCAAGUUUCUGAUGGGGAAGACCUCGCAGAGCCAAGUAAAAAUGGCCCACUGAAGAUAGUAUUUCCGAUUCCUUUCCCAGAAAAACUGAAGUUAAGGAAGAUGUACGAUGAUAGGGAAGCCAGCUCUUCUGGGGCAGUUAUGACAAUGCAAGAAGAAAUGUUGGGAAACAAAGGGGAGGAAGAGAAGGCCACUUCAGAGAAGAAAAGUGAGAAGACGGAAGAAAUAAAGGAUGACAAGACUGAAGCUGAAAACAAAGAUAAAAUAAAGGAGACAGAGUCGAUGAAUGAAGAAAUGGAAAUUCCAAAUGAUGAAAUGAAAGAAGGAGAUGGCGUGGGAAUAAAAAAUGAUCAAAUUAAGGAAGAUAAUACGAUGGAGGUUAUGAAAGAAGAGACAAAAGAUAAGAUGGAAGGAAUGAAAGAUGAUAAAACUGAAGCAAUGAAAGACGAUAAACUACAGGCAAUGAAGGACAAAGAAAUGGAAUCAAUGAAAGUUGAAAACGUGGAAGAAAUGAAGGAAGAAAUGAUAUCAGAUAAAGAGAAGGAAAACGACAAGAAAGGUUCGAUGUCUGACGGAAUCACAGAUGAAAUAACAAAGGACAAUAUUAAGACGGAAGAGGUUGUGAUGGAAGACAAAGAUAAAAAGAACGAAGAUAUGAUUACCGGGGUUAUGAUGAAGGAGGAGAUGAAGGUGGAUACUGAGAAGGAUACUACGUCGUCAAUGGGUCGGAAGGCCAGGCAUCUCGAUUUGCGUCGGCUGAGUCGAGGAUAUCUUCAGACUGAUGACGUCUCAUCCAGUCUUUCCGGCAACAACAUCGUUAGAAAAGACACCAAAAGCGAGACGAUCUCUGAGAUGGUAGUGUUCAACGGCCUGUUUUUCAAGGGAACUUGGACGACGCCAUUCGUGCGCCAGAAAGAGGAUUCCUUCUAUAAGUCAGCCAGCGAAAAGAGCACAGUAACCAUGAUGAACACAAAGGGCAACUUUAGCGCGGGCAAUGUGCCCGAGUUGGACAGCGUCGCCAUCGAAUUGCCCUAUAAGGGUGGCCGAUAUUCUCUCCUUAUUCUCAUCCCCAACUCCAGGACAGGUCUCAGUCAACUAACCUCAGACCUCGCUGGCUAUUCCUUGAAGAACGUGCAGAAACACCUACAAUUCCAGGAGGUCGAAGUGAGCCUGCCUACCUUCGAGAUACAAACCAUAACCAAACCAAUCGAAGCACUGAAAAAGUUUGGAGUGACCGAUGUCUUCAGCAAGGAAAAAGCUGAUCUGUCCGGAAUAUCCAAGGACUCUGGCCUGUUUGUCGGGGAACUUGUCCAACAGGUUACUGUCAAAGUGGAUAAUGGCAGUAGCGACUAUAAUUACAUUACAGCGGAGAGUAUCUCUACCCGAUCGGAAGUGUUUAAGAUCGCAGCCGAUCGUCCAUUCCUCUACUUCGUCCGGGACACUGAGGGCAACCUGAUUGUUGUUGCUGGUAAAGUCACCGACCCGUCGCGUCCAAUUGCGGACCCUCGGAUUUUCCAUGAAUCCUCGCGACAACGCAGAGCGUUGGAGCACGUCCGUGGCAGACCUCACAGAAGGCUUCCAGGCACACGCAUCAUGUGGACACGUGCGUGGAUGGUGCCUAUAGUGGCGCUCUGCCCCUGGGUACUGGCACCGCCGACGGCAGGCAUCGACAGCGCCACCAGUCAAGAGAUUGCUGACGCCUCGACGUCGUUCUCACUGGAAUUACUGCAGGCGAUAGUUCGAAGACAGGCGGGUAACGUGUUGGUGUCACCUGUAAGUGUCUCCAUCUUGCUCGCCAUGCUGCAACAGGGAUCGCGUGGACGGUCCAGGGAUCAGUUAAACGCCGUGCUACAUGCAGUGCCUGACCGAGCUCUUGAAGGGUAUGGCCACAUCGUUAGGAGCCUCAAGAAGCAAAAGACGAGCUCCCUGGUGCUGGAGUUCGGCAACAAGAUAUACUUAAAGUCUGAUUUUGAGCUAAUGCCAGAGUACAAACAGAUGCUCGUAAGAGACUUCCUAUCUGAUAUUGAGACGACUGAUUUCCUGAAGCCUGUGGAGGCUGCCAAACAAAUCAACUCAUGGGUAUCCAACGUCACACACAACAGGAUUUCUUCUAUACUUGAUCCAGAUGCAAUUUCAGCAAGGACGCAGCUGGUGUUAGUGAAUGUGAUAUUUCUGAAAGGAGUGUGGCUCACUCCUUUCAGAACAGAGAACACUGCUGAAAGGAGCUUCAGCCCGAGACCUGGGGUUGAGAUUAAAGUUCCCAUCAUGCAUCACACUGGCAAGUUCAGGGCAGGAGAUGACCCCAGUCUGGGUGCCAAGUGGGUCGAACUACCAUUUGACGGCGAAGAGUUCUCCAUGGUGUUGGUACUUCCAAAUGAGAAGCAUGGUCUGGACAGGCUGGUUUCUCAGAUGAAGCCUCAACACCUGUCCAACAUGUUAGGUACCAGAGGCACAAAGCAGGUCUACCUUGCACUACCUCGCUUCAAGCUCACCACACAGAUGUCACUAGUUCCCACACUGAAGGAGCUCGGCCUCACAGAUGUGUUCACCACUAAUUCAAAUCUUGGAGGAAUUACUACACAAGAAGGCGCACUUACUGUGUCUGAUAUCGUCCACAAGGCAGAACUUGAGGUGAAUGAAAAAGGAGGGACAGCUUCAGCUGCGACAGCAAUUCUGGUGGCUACUCUAAGUCUGGUGGUGAACCCAGAUGAGCUGCAAUUCAAUGCCAACCACCCCUUCCUGGCAAUAAUCGUGCACCGCGUGAAUUCUGUGCCACUGUUCGCAGGAAGAGUGUCAGACCCAUCAAUAUCAUAGUCUCUACAUCGGGGGAACAGCGGACAUAACAUGCGCAGAAAGUGAGGACAACGUAAUUUCAUUGUGAUGAAUGAAAUGUAGUGAUAAACAAAGGAUGGAAUUACAGUGACUUCACAGACAUAUUUAAGUAAUUACUUAAUGAAACUGUAGUAUAUGAAAGACUAAUUUCUUAUUUCUCUUAUCCAAAUAAAGUAAUAAAAAGGUU